This is a messenger RNA of Hypomesus transpacificus, 2877 nucleotides long. RefSeq names its product heparan sulfate (glucosamine) 3-O-sulfotransferase 3B1a (gene hs3st3b1a). The record is from RefSeq and is a predicted model, not a curated record. Bases 281 to 1408 code for a protein of 375 amino acids. Gene Ontology annotation, molecular function: [heparan sulfate]-glucosamine 3-sulfotransferase activity. The transcript is spliced from 2 exons. Lineage: Eukaryota; Metazoa; Chordata; Actinopteri; Osmeriformes; Osmeridae.
UUCUGCGCGCUCACACGCUGCUGCGGAGAGAGCUUGUGAUGGGAGUAGUACUACGCGCACGUAGGACUAAGAAGUGGACUCACCUUUGUCAUUGCAUCAACUAAAACCGAAUGUAGGGUAUCAUUUAUUUGUUUACAGAGGAGGAAAUGAUCAACAAAUAUUUUUUAACAACCCACUGAAGUUGUUGGAUCUGUCCGUUUCGCCAGGAUUACAGCGAUGGAAGAGGAGCGCACAACUUUGCCCAUAAUGCCUCCACGGAAUCUUCUCUACCGACAGUCUUAUGGAAUAUAGUCCUGUAUUUCACAAUUUACAUGUUGUGUCAUCAUCCCCCGUGAAAAAUAAACUCUUUGUUUUAUCCAUCAUGCUGUCACUGUGGGUUUACAUGAUAUACUGCUGUGUUGGCUACUGUUCAACAAUGCCAAAUGUAAUGGUCGGUUCUGUGACUAAACAUGAACAAUUCGAAGUGGAGAACGGAGUAGACGUGGAAUUUGAUCUUAAAGAUGUAGGGAUGUCCAGAGACUUACUGAAUAAUGAAAAUGAUUUAGACAGCAGAGGAGAAGACUGGGAUGAAAUUAGAAGUGAGCAGAGGACGGUGGAAAAUAAUGCCAUGUCAAGUAUCUUCAAUGAGUCGGAAAGUAAAAAGUUGCCCCAGGCAAUUAUCAUCGGGGUGAAGAAGGGAGGCACGCGGGCGCUGCUGGAGUUUCUCCGCGUGCAUCCAGACAUCAGAGCUGUGGGAGCCGAGCCUCACUUCUUUGACCGGAACUACGACAAGGGACUGGAGUGGUACAGGGAUCUGAUGCCUAAAACGCUGGAGGGCCAAAUCACCAUGGAGAAAACCCCCAGUUACUUCGUCACAAAGGAGGUUCCCGCUCGGAUCCACGCCAUGUCAAAGGACACCAAGUUGAUCGUGGUGGUCCGGGACCCGGUCACACGGGCCAUCUCCGACUACACUCAGACCCGCUCCAAGAAGCCCGACAUCCCCUCCUUCGAGAGCCUGACCUUCAAGAACGUGACGGCGGGUCUCAUAGACACCUCGUGGAGCGCCGUGCAGAUCGGCAUGUAUGCCAAGCACCUGGAGCGCUGGCUGCGCUACUUCCCCAUGGAGCAGCUGCUGUUUGUGAGCGGAGAGAGUCUGAUCAGUGACCCGGCGGGUGAGAUGGGCCACGUGCAGGACUUCUUGGGGAUACGGAGGGUGGUCACGAACAAGCACUUCCACUUCAACCCCACCAAGGGCUUCCCUUGCCUCAAGAGGCCCGAGGGGAAUAGCAAGCCUCACUGCCUGGGCAAAACCAAAGGCCGGACCCACCCCAACAUUGACCCAGAUGUAGUGCAGAGGCUAAGGGACUUCUAUAGACCCUUUAAUAGGAAGUUUUACCAGAGGACUGGACAUGACUUUGGCUGGGACUGAGAGAUAACUUUAGCUUUUUCUGUCAUGGUGUUUUUUCGGUCAUUUUAACACAAUGGAGAUAUCGUUGAACAGUGUAUAGUAUACGGUGUUUGUGUAAAAAGUACAGAAUUCUAUUUUAUGAUAAUUUAUUUCUAUGAUAUUAACUCACUAUGCUGCCUACAUUCAUGAUCUAUUCAAAUAUGUUUUGUUCAUUUCACUUUAACUAUUCACAGGCUUAUUUACUCAUUUAAGUUAUCUUGAUAUCGUCCCCUCCAAAUAUUAGAGUUCUCAAAUGUUUUUAAGAAGCACAAUGUACUCUGUUACGGGUAUUACAAGCAGGGUCAAAUAUUGUAUUUUCCAGAAUAAUACUGUACAUAUCUCUUGACUUCACAAUGCUGCUCUAGCUUUGUUCAACGUUAACUAAGUUUGGAGGAGACAAAUAGAUGGUGAUUCACCCAUCCCAUCUGCUUGACCUCUGAAGGUCCACAGGCCCACUUAAGGGGGUCGAUACAGGCCUAAACUGAUCCAGAACCACUUGCCAGGUAAAUCAAUACUCUCACGUCCUCAUCAUGUCACUUAGCUCUGAAUAAUGGCACAGUUCAGGAUUUGGGGGGGGAUGCACGCAAUAGAAUAAAAAUCCAUCAAAGAGUGAAUUACAGUUAACAUACUAUUGUACAUUCACGUUAUAACCUGGAAGACAUUUCCUAUGGAAGAGAAUCUAUUCAUUUGUAAAUUAGAUAGGUUUUACAUUCUUGUUGAGUAGUUGUUUAUGAUGAAACUCAUACAGUAUCAUGUUGUCAGCCGUGUGGUCUGUGGCCUGCCCAGGUUUUGAAGAUGCAGUAUAGCAAGUGUUUUUGACAAACUACAAACCUUUUUGAAAAACAUGGUGGGCAAAGCUUUAAUCCUUACAAGCUUAUGUUUCAGUUUCACAACCCCUUUAUCUGCAUGGACAGAUGGACACAUUGUGUUGUGUGUGGUCUGUAGCUGUCAGUAAGCUGUUGAAACAGGCAAGGUCACACUUGUAGUUAAUGAUAGCCACAACCCUAACUAUGGAUCUCCAUGCAAAAUUGUCUUUUAAGACAUCAAAAAGAACCUCAGACUAUGAGUUAUAUAGUUUUGAAUAUUUGAUUGUCAAGGAUGCAGUUAGCCCAGUUAUUGUUUUGUUUCUUGGGAACUCAGUGUGAUAGUCCUACUUACGUUGUGGUGGAAGGAGAUCUCCAAAGCUUAGUUCUUUCAGGGCUCUCAAUUCUUAGGUUGGUCGAUGUAUGGUUGAGUUUUAUUCAACUGUGCUGUGCUGACACAGACAUUGUUCAUGUUUUUUUACACCAGAAGUCAGAUGAUGUAUUGCAAGUCUUCAAAUGUAAAUACAGUGCAUAUGCUAAGUUACCAUAUGUUUUCUUUUACAAAGAUGAUAAUGAAAGUCAUGUGACUGGGGACUGGAGUAUGGAACAGACAUUGUUAUAUCUUUGAAGUCAAAUAAAUAUAUUUUC